Molecule: messenger RNA, 375 nt
Organism: Eremothecium cymbalariae DBVPG#7215
Lineage: Eukaryota; Fungi; Ascomycota; Saccharomycetes; Saccharomycetales; Saccharomycetaceae
Gene: MOH1
Product: Moh1p
Exons: 1
Coding region: 1-375 (124 amino acids)
Cellular component (GO): ubiquitin ligase complex
Source: RefSeq, a predicted model, not a curated record
AUGGCCAUAGGAUAUUCGGUUUACAUAGAGCGUCCUGCCUCUGGAGCUAUUGGCAUCAAAACCAAAUAUGCUAAAUUAGAGAUAUAUGGUUGUAGUCAUUGCAGGACACAUCUGUCAUCCUCUAACCAUAUUAUGUCGAAAGAUUAUCGUGGUGUGACGGGUGACGCAUAUCUCAUGAGGAAGGUCAUUAACGUGACGGAAGGUCACAGGGAAACUAGGCAUAUGAUAACAGGGCGAUAUGUUGUAUGUGAUAUAUAUUGCCACACUUGCAAGAACCUUGUUGGUUGGAAGUAUCUGAUGAGUGAGAAAAGAGACCAAGAAUAUAAGGAGGGCAAAUACAUCCUGGAGCUAGAGCCCAUCACUGAAUGUGACUAG